Molecule: messenger RNA, 1557 nt
Organism: Penicillium verhagenii
Lineage: Eukaryota; Fungi; Ascomycota; Eurotiomycetes; Eurotiales; Aspergillaceae
Product: putative amino acid permease
Exons: 2
Coding region: 1-1557 (518 amino acids)
Biological process (GO): transmembrane transport
Cellular component (GO): membrane
Molecular function (GO): transmembrane transporter activity
Source: RefSeq, a predicted model, not a curated record
AUGGAAGAGAUCGGCGAGAAAACCAUUCUACCGUCCGAUUCUCAUGGUGCUGACCAUGAGGCUGGCGAGAUUGCCAGUGUACAUGAACAGGCGGAGCUUGAUCGUCUGGGAUACAAGCAGGAGAUGCGCCGCAAUCGAUCGGUUGUCACCCUUCUCUUCCAGACGCUUGCUAUCGCAGCAAUUCCCUACGGCGAGGGCAGUCCUCUAAUCAGCGCCAUCUAUGGUGGUGGGCCACUAUCCAUCUUUGUAGGAUGGAUUGUAGUCUGCGUCCUGGACCAAUGCAUCGCAAUGUCACUAGCAGAGCUGGCUUCGCGUUACCCUACCUCCGCAGGCCCAUACUACUGGUCCUUCCAAAUCGCACAGUCCUCCAAGACCACCAUAUCAUUCAUCAAUGCCUGGAUCUGGGUCAUCGGUAACUGGACCAUCACUCUAUCAGUCAAUUUCGGCUUCGCCUCCAUGCUCUCCGCAACAAUAUCCAUGUACCAUCCCGACUGGAGCGCCAACAGCUGGCAGCUCCUAUUAAUCUUCUACGCCAUCUGCAUAGGCUCACUCCUAAUCUGCACAUUCGCCAACCGCUACCUCCCCCAAGUCGACAUAGCCUGCGCCACCUGGACCGCCCUCACAAUCCUCGUCAUCCUCAUCGCCGUCUCCGUCAAAGCCGACGUAGGCCGCCACAGCGCCUCAUGGGCCCUAUCCCACUACGACAAAAGCUUCGCAGGCUGGGGCAACUUCACCUUCUUCAUCGGCCUCCUCCCACCAGCCUACACCUUCUCCGCCAUCGGCAUGAUCUCCUCCAUGGCCGAAGAAUGCGCCCACCCCGCCAUCAAAGUGCCCCGCGCCAUCUCCCUCAGCGUCCCCGUCGGCGGCAUCGCAGGCCUCUUCUUCAUCAUCCCCCUCUGCGUCACCCUCCCCCCGCUAGAAGACAUCAUCAAUUCCCCAGGCGCCCAGGCACUCCCCUACAUCCUGCACCGCGUCAUGGGCUCCCCGGGCGGCGGUCUAGCCCUCGUCUUCCUCGUCCUAGUAAUAACCCUCUUUUGCUCAAUAAGUAUUACCGUUGCGGCAUCCCGCUGCACCUGGGCCGUCGCCCGCGACAACGCCCUCCCGCUUUCGCGGAUCUGGGCCCAUGUCGAUCCGCACCUGGGUGUGCCGGUCUGGUCUCUUGUUCUCCUAACCGUAAUCCAGAUGCUGCUCGGCCUCAUCAACCUUGGUAGCUCCAGUGCGUUUACGGCGUUUGUUUCGGUGGGCGUUAUCGCUUUGGCGGCUGCGUAUGCGAUACCUAUCUUCCUGAGCUUGUUGAAUGGUCGGGAGGAGGUUAAUAAUGCGCCCUGGACCUGUGGCAUGGUUGCUGGGUCAUUUUUUAAUGUUGUUGCGCUGGCUUGGAUUGGGUUUGAGCUGGUUUUGUUUAGUAUGCCGACGGCUUUGCCUGUUACGCCUGUGUCGAUGAAUUAUGCUUCUGUGGUGUUUGUGGGGUUCAUGGCUAUUUCUGCUGUGUGGUAUGUGGUUUAUGCAAGGAAACAUUACAAGGGUCCGCCUGCAUCCGAUGCCUUGGAUGAUUAA